This is a messenger RNA of Syngnathus acus (greater pipefish), 1761 nucleotides long. RefSeq names its product forkhead box D1 (gene foxd1). Lineage: Eukaryota; Metazoa; Chordata; Actinopteri; Syngnathiformes; Syngnathidae. Gene Ontology annotation, molecular function: DNA-binding transcription factor activity, RNA polymerase II-specific; RNA polymerase II cis-regulatory region sequence-specific DNA binding. Bases 279 to 1271 code for a protein of 330 amino acids. The record is from RefSeq and is a predicted model, not a curated record. Gene Ontology annotation, biological process: anatomical structure morphogenesis; cell differentiation; regulation of transcription by RNA polymerase II. The transcript has a single exon.
GCCCUCGCGCGGCAUUUUAGCGACCCUACCGCACGGCCCUUCCCGGCACGGCACGGUACGGUACGCCGACCCGACCCGACCCGACUGGAAGCGUAUGGACAAAGCGGGAGGAAAAAGUGUCCCUCGUCUUCCGCUUGCGACCCCUUCCUCUAUACCUCCUCCUUCUCCUCCCCCCCGUCCCCCUACUCCUCGCAUGAGCCUCGUCGAGGGAGGGGGGCACGGCGGCGCUUCCUCAUCUGGCCCCGGCGGCGGCGGCGGCCGGGCGUGAGAGGCGAGCCAUGACUCUGAGCUCUCUGAGCUCUCUGAGCUCCGAGAUGUCGGACGCCUCGGUCCUCUCGGAAGAGACCGACAUCGACGUGGUGGGCGAGGGGGAGGAGGCCGAGCACGGACGCGGCUCUCCUCCGACCCCGCCUCAUCCUCAUCCUGAUGCUCAUCCGUCGGACGCCGCCUCGGAGCCGGGGCGGGACGCCUACAAGCAGCCGGCGUCGGCGGCUGGCAAGAACCCGUUGGUGAAGCCGCCUUAUUCGUACAUCGCCUUAAUCACCAUGGCCAUCCUCCAGAGCCCCAAGAAGCGGCUCACCCUCAGCGAGAUCUGCGACUUCAUCAGCAACCGCUUCCCCUACUACCGCGAGAAGUUCCCCGCCUGGCAGAACUCCAUCCGGCACAACCUGUCGCUCAACGACUGCUUCGUCAAGAUCCCGCGGGAGCCCGGCAACCCGGGCAAGGGCAACUACUGGACGCUGGACCCGGAGUCGGCGGACAUGUUCGACAACGGCAGCUUCCUGCGGCGGAGGAAGCGCUUCAAGCGGCAGCAGACGCAGGACUUGCUGCGCGAGCACGGGGGCUUCCUCCCUGCCGCUGCCUACGCUUACGGGGGCUACGGCUGCGGGGGUUACGGCCUCCAGCUCCAGUCCUACCACACGCACUCGGCUCUCUUGGCCUUCCAGCAGCAGCAACAGCAGCAGCAGCCCGCCCGGCACGGCGGCACUAUGCUACCCGCCGCCUCGCUGCUGCCCUCUACGGAGCGCUCCCGUGGCCGUUUCUACCCCCAACACGGUACCGGGCCGCAGGUCUCACCGGCCGGUACGCACAAAUCCGCCUCGCCGGCGCACCGCUCGCCCUUCUCCAUCGAGAGCAUCAUCGGCGGCGGCGGCGGCUCGCCGAGCCCUUCCAGGACUUCCCCCGUGGUGUUCCCGGUGAUGGCCGCCUCGCUGGGCCCCCCACCGGCCGUCUUGCAUCCGUUGGAGAACUUCAGCGCCGGCGGCUGUUAAACGAGACUAUAAAACGAACAAACAAAUAAACAGCCUCUCUCUCAGUGAAAGGUAGGAGUAUUAUUUUUGUAUGUUUACGGUAGCGCGCGCGCGCGCGCUCAUCGACAACUUGCUGUGCGCGUUCACGCCAUUUGAGAGGAUAUUUAAUGUUCAUAUUCCAUUCUUUUUUUAUUUUUGCGGAGCUUGAAAAUCAGGAUGCUUGGACUUUGUUUCCUCCAGCCACAAUCUCAGGACGAAUUGCUAUAAAUGAUCAUGUUUUAUUUUCUCUUCUCAAAGUAAUAAUAAUAAUAAUGUAUUAAUGUGUCAAACACGUUUCUUUUUAAUACUAUUAAUAAGAAUAGUUUUGCCAAUUUGAACAGGCUUUUGAUUUUAAACUUUGUAAUAAAAAUACAAGACUUGUAAAAAAAAAAAGAAGUCAUACAUUUAUAACAUGCAGUGUGUCUUUAUUUCAGCAACAAAUAAAUAAUGGGCAUUUUUGGCUACGACAAAA